AGAAUAUUGCCUUUCCAAUCAGAGUAGGUUUGCGCACCGGAGUAGACCAGCACGUUCAACCUUUUGGAAAGGAGGACGGGGUUGGUGGCCAUUUUGUAGUAGUGAAGUAGAUGGUUCCUCCGCGUGGCGGGGAAAUUGUUCUAAGUACGAAUCAAUUUGUUUUAUAUCGAUCUCCGGCCACAGAACCUCCACAGUCUUUACUUCUCUCCAACCACAGCAAAAGAAACUUCCUCGCAAUGUCCAAAUCAGAGAACAAUCCGCCGGUAACGCAGACAGUGGACGAUGAUGAACCUGAUGAAUGGGACAAGCGGAUCUUCAGCACCGGAUGCGCAGCGGAGCAGCUGAAGAUGAACGAUUGCUACUACGAGAAGAGAGACUGGCGAGCAUGUAAAAAAGAAAUGGAGGCGUUCCGGGAAUGCUGGAAACGCCAUGGCAAUGAGCAGCGAACGGAGUCAAAAGACUCUUGACUGGAGGGAAAGGAUAGGCGUAAUUGGAUCUGUGUAAAAGGAAAUCCCCCACUCUGUGUAUUAUCUCUCUAUGUAUAUUACUAUUAUAUUCUGGUUUCCCGUCUUUCAAUUGAUGUUUUCUGUCAUAGAAAUCUAAAUAUUUAACGCUUUUAAUAAAUAUUUAAA
This is a messenger RNA of Blastomyces gilchristii SLH14081, 632 nucleotides long. RefSeq lists its product as uncharacterized. Gene Ontology annotation, biological process: mitochondrial respiratory chain complex IV assembly. The coding region runs from base 111 to 467 and encodes 118 amino acids. Lineage: Eukaryota; Fungi; Ascomycota; Eurotiomycetes; Onygenales; Ajellomycetaceae. Gene Ontology annotation, cellular component: mitochondrial intermembrane space. The transcript is spliced from 4 exons. The record is from RefSeq and is a predicted model, not a curated record.